AACAAGAAGGGAGGGGAAGGGGGUGGGUGGGUAUUUUGUUUGUGAUUGUUGAAACAGUCACACACUCUCACUCACACUUAAUCAUCAUCAAAAGCCAAAGGGCCCUCCAAAACAUUUCACGCCAUAAUAAACCCCCCCUUAAAAUCCUCCCUUUCUCCCACUUUCCCUUUGAACCGUUCCCCCUCCCACAACCGCCCCCCAUGGCCCUCCUCCUCCUCCAUCUCCUCCUCCUCCUCCGCCUCUCCGCCGCCGCCUCCAACAUCCACGACCUCCUCAAGAGCCGCGGCCUCCCCGCCGGCCUCUUCCCCAAGAACGUCGUCAAAUCCUACGACCUCGACGACGACGGCCACCUCCAAGUCUACCUCGAAACCCCCUGCGUCGCCAAAUUCGAGACCCGCGUCUUCUUCGACAGCGUCGUUAGAGCCAAUCUCUCCUACGGCGGCCUCAUCGGCGUCCAAGGCCUUUCCCAGGAAGAGCUGUUUUUAUGGCUCCCCGUUAAGGAUAUAAUCGUCUACGAUCCAUCUUCCGGUCUCAUCCUCUUCGACAUUGGCCUCGCUCAUAAACAAUUAUCCCUUUCCCUCUUUGAAGACCCCCCUGUUUGUAGCCCUCAAGGGGUUUUGAUGGAGAAAGGUGGGAGGGAGGAGACUGGAUUUCAGAUUGAAAGAUUCAAAAGCUUUCCCUUUUCUGGAGCCUUAUGAUGAACUGCAAAUUCUGGGGCUGAGUUCUUGUGUUUGUGUUGUGUGGGGCUGAAGCUGAUGAAGCUUGAAAGAAAGAGAAAGUGGAGUGAGAUUCUGAUUUUAGGUGCUUAGGGUUGUAAAAAAAAAAUAUUAUUAUGGAAAUCUACUGACUAGGAAAAAAAAAAGUUUUGGAGAAGGAACCAAAAAAAAAACAAAACAAAACAAAACAGUUUUGAAAAUUUUCAUCAAAUGCUUUUUUGCUUAUUGGGUACUGAUGUUUGAGGAUGGCUACCACCACAAUCUGGUGUCUCCUUAAUAAGAAAGUGCACAUUUUUAUUCCA
Molecule: messenger RNA, 1018 nt
Organism: Ipomoea triloba (trilobed morning glory)
Lineage: Eukaryota; Viridiplantae; Streptophyta; Magnoliopsida; Solanales; Convolvulaceae
Exons: 2
Coding region: 201-698 (165 amino acids)
Source: RefSeq, a predicted model, not a curated record